GGUCCCUGAAGGUCCCCACGCUCCGAGCUCGGGCUGUUCGUGGCUGUGCCGGUGUCACCACUUGCCCUGCGACCCUAGCCGAAGAGCCCAGUGCGGGGAACGAGGGAAGAGGCCGGGAAAAGGCUGAGCCCGUGAGGCGCGCAGGCCGGCCGGAGCCUCCGGCAGUGGGGAAGGCGGCGGCGGGGCGCGGGGCCCCCUUCCAGCGCCGCUCGGGACCCGGGCCGGCGAGGACUUGCUCGGCUCUGCGGCUGCCUGGGCCCGGCGUGCUCAGCCUCGCUCCACUAUGCCCGCCGUACUGGGCUUUGAAGGCAGCGCGAACAAGAUUGGCGUCGGAGUGGUGAGGGAUGGCGAGGUCCUGGCCAACCCGCGGCGCACCUACGUCACGCCCCCGGGCACCGGAUUUCUUCCAGCCGAUACUGCCAGGCACCACCGAGCUGUUAUCCUAGACCUACUGCAAGAAGCACUAACGGAAGCUGGAGUAACCUCCCAGGAUGUUGACUGCAUUGCUUAUACCAAAGGUCCUGGCAUGGGAGCCCCAUUGGCUUCUGUAGCUGUUGUUGCUCGGACUGUGGCCCAGCUGUGGAAUAAGCCAUUGCUAGGUGUGAACCAUUGUAUAGGCCAUAUUGAAAUGGGCCGCCUUAUCACUGGAGCCACUAGCCCAACUGUGUUGUAUGUCAGUGGAGGAAAUACUCAGGUGAUAGCCUACUCGGAACAUCGGUACCGCAUCUUUGGGGAAACCAUUGAUAUUGCUGUUGGUAAUUGUCUGGAUCGUUUUGCUCGAGUGCUCAAGAUUUCCAAUGACCCAAGUCCAGGCUACAACAUUGAGCAGAUGGCAAAGCGAGGUACGAAACUCAUUGAGCUCCCAUAUACUGUAAAGGGGAUGGAUGUUUCAUUCUCAGGGAUUCUUUCUUUCAUUGAGGACAUGGCCCAGCGAAUGCUGGCCACGGGUGACUGUACUCCUGAGGAUCUUUGUUUCUCUUUGCAGGAAACCGUGUUUGCAAUGCUGGUGGAGAUCACAGAACGAGCCAUGGCGCAUUGUGGUUCCCAGGAGGCCCUCAUUGUGGGAGGAGUGGGUUGUAACAUGAGGCUGCAAGAGAUGAUGGGGACUAUGUGCCAGGAACGUGGAGCCCAGCUUUAUGCAACAGACGAGAGGUUCUGUAUUGACAAUGGAGCCAUGAUAGCCCAAGCUGGCUGGGAGAUGUUUCAGGCUGGACACAGGACUCCCCUCAGUGAAUCUGGGAUUACCCAGAGGUAUCGGACAGAUGAAGUAGAAGUCACAUGGAGGGACUAGCAAGAUCAGCAGGAUUGCAGCAGUUCCCUAAGUGGAACUUAAAGGACCUGUGCCUUAUUCUCCUUAUGUGGAGAUUUGGCAGUGCAUGGAACCCUCUUUCUCCUGCCAAGUCUGUGGAUUCUACAUAAGGUUUGAGGUCCCUGUGGAACCUCAGGAUAAUGCAGCAAUAAAUAUUUUUGAUUUUUGUA
Molecule: messenger RNA, 1479 nt
Organism: Jaculus jaculus (lesser Egyptian jerboa)
Lineage: Eukaryota; Metazoa; Chordata; Mammalia; Rodentia; Dipodidae
Gene: Osgep
Product: O-sialoglycoprotein endopeptidase
Exons: 11
Coding region: 284-1291 (335 amino acids)
Biological process (GO): tRNA threonylcarbamoyladenosine modification
Cellular component (GO): EKC/KEOPS complex; cytoplasm
Source: RefSeq, a predicted model, not a curated record